Asparagus officinalis (garden asparagus) is the source of this 2289-nucleotide messenger RNA. RefSeq lists its product as uncharacterized. Gene Ontology annotation, molecular function: zinc ion binding. Bases 1 to 2289 code for a protein of 762 amino acids. NCBI's taxonomy places the organism in Eukaryota, Viridiplantae, Streptophyta, Magnoliopsida, Asparagales, Asparagaceae. The transcript has a single exon. The record is from RefSeq and is a predicted model, not a curated record.
AUGCCCGUUUAUGAAGGAGGCACGACGAGGCCGUUGUUCAUAACAAAAUCGUGUACUUUCGAUGAGUUGGUUAAUGAAUUACACAAACUUACAUUAACUAACUCACGUGAGUAUCACCUCAGUGUGGUUUGCAAUUAUCCUGUUGUGGAGAACAGAACAAGUGGCAUUCAAAUAUCAAGUGACUACGAUAUGAGUCUCAUUCAUGUCUUACACGACGAGAAGCGUUCGGUUGAGUUGUUCAUUGAAAAACAUCAGAGAGAUUUGGGCAAAUCGUUGAACUACGAAGGAAUGUAUUCCCGCAUGUUGGAGGAUCCUGAAGUUGAUUCUGUAGGCUUUUUAUCUCCUCAACAAGAUGAAUGUUGGACACAAUCACAAUACAUGAGCGGUCCUUCGUUCGUGGGCACUUCGAAUGCUUUCGAUACUAACACGGGAAUUCAAGAAGAUAAUGCAAGUGUUGAAUCCGAGAAUGAUGAUGAAGAGGAGGGAUUAAUUAAUGGGGAAAACCAACACAUCGAUGGGGCUUAUGUUAAUAAUGAGUAUGUCGGCUUAGAGGAUCCGCCGCCCGAUGAACUUCAAGGAGAUGAAUGGAUUGAUAACUCCGCGAUGGAAAGUGUUCCUAUUGGCACUAAUAGCGGUGUUGAUACACAGGCCGAGGACUUCUCAUUCAUCAAGGGAGAUCUUUACGAGAGUAAGGAGAAAUUGAUCCAUGCUAUUCGCACGUAUUCCAUUGCAAAAAAUGUGAAGUUCAGGCCUACCAAAAAUAAUACUACAAGCUAUAAUGUGGUUUGUUUCUAUCGCAAAGAUGACGAUGUCGAAGAUAAUAGUGGACACCACGACGGCAAUGCGAGGUGUCCGUGGAAGCUUAAUUCACGCUCGGGUUCAAGAGUAGGUGGGCAAUUCAAAAUCACGGCAUACAAUGGACUCCACACUUGUAGCAAUCCUCGAUUAGAGAUGAAUAACAAGAAUGCGUCCUCUUCUUUUAUAUAUCGAUUGAUUUUACCGCAUCUGAGGGAGGAUCUUGAUCUAAGGCCGAAAGAUAUCCGUCUUUUAGUGCAUAAAGCCACCAACUUGGAUGUAUCAUAUCACAAGUGUUGGAAUGCUAGGAGGAAGGCGAUGAUAAAAAUAUUCGGGGAUUGGGAUAAAUCGUAUGAGAUCUUACCUCAUUAUCUUGAAGCACUCAAAAGAGAAAAUCCGGGGACUGUCUACGAAGUAUCUUCGGACCCCGUUGAUGGCGGAGAACGGCGGUUCACCGGUGUAUUUUGGGCAUUUGGGCCCUGUAUUGAGGGGUUUCGUCAUUGCCGUCCUCUUCUUAGCAUUGAUGGAACUCACUUAUAUGGUAAAUACAAAGGCGUUUUGCUUGUUGCAACCGGAGUUGACGCGGAUGGCGGGUUGUUUCCUUUAGCAUUCGCAGUGGUUGAUGUUGAAAAUACAGAGAAUUGGGCUUGGUUUUUUGCAUGCAUUAGAUAUCAUAUCCCUAGUGUGGGGACGCGGCCGAUUACAUUCAUAUCCGAUAGGAUGAAAGGAAUUCCAAGAGCACUCCAACGACAUUUCCCGCCACCACAUGCACAUCGCUAUUGCUUGCGACAUAUUAGAGACAACUUCAAGAAGAAGUAUGGAAACGCUCAGGUUCAAGACUUACUUUGGCAAGCCGGUUGUGCAACAGAAAAAUAUGUUUAUGAACAAAUACGAGAGAGGAUCAAGUUCACUUCACGAGCCGCACAUGAUUGGAUCGAAACUAGUUUGGGUCCAAACAAUGUUGAUAAGUGGGCUUUAUGUGAGGAUGGCGGUCGACGGUUCUGUAUGAUGACUACGAACGCGUCUGAGAGCUUCAAUGGCGUGCUCAAGGGAGCACGCGGCAUGCCAAUACAGGCACUAGUUGCUAAAACUUUUUACAGGCUUAAUAAAUUCUUUGUUCGACGUCGAGAACUUGGUGAAAAUAUGCGCUCCCAGCUAACACCGAAGGUUGAUGAAAUGCUAGCGGCUCCGGUUGUACAAGCUCGGUCAUUUCAGGUUGUACGAUACAGUUUUAAUGAAUGGGAGGUGCUCGAGGGAAUAACCCAUAGAGAAAAUCGCUCUUACAAAGUCAAUAUGUUGGUGGAUCGCACUUGUACGUGCACUUGCAAUGUACCGCAACUACAAUUGAUUCCUUGUUCACAUGUUGUAGCAGCUUGCUCCGACCUACAGGGUGGUGCUCGCAUUUCACAUUAUGAAUUUGUCGACGCUUGGUAUUCUGCAUACAACUAUCAACAAACCUAUAAAGAGUGUUUUCGUCCACCAUACGAUAGUUGA